Molecule: messenger RNA, 3249 nt
Organism: Blepharisma stoltei
Lineage: Eukaryota; Ciliophora; Heterotrichea; Heterotrichida; Blepharismidae
Source: the annotation of a GenBank genome assembly
AUGAGCCUCAAAGAUGAUAAAGACCAAGUUCUUCAUCAAACUAUUCUUGAUGUUCAUCCAGAUCCCUAUGCCACUUCUGCAGAAAUGGGUGAAGUCCCAAAGUCUACUUUUGAGUCUAGAUCGCCUGAAGGUGAUUUACUAAUAUAUCAGCCUUUUAAACUGCUAAAGCAAACUGAAGAUCGGUAUAAAGAUGAUAAAAUACUCAAAGGUCUACUAAAUUGCGACGGUUUUGAAUUUAUUGCUCCUGAUACAAAAUUCAGACAAUCCUUAUUAUAUGAUUUACUUUUUGAUUAUGAAAAAGACGAACAAACUCGCUGUGAAAUUUUAAUUUUAGUAGCAGUAGAUGUGCUCGAUGUAAACACCUACAAAGAAACAAUGCUAGGAAUAACCGCAAAUCUUGAAUAUUUUCGUCAAGUUGGCCUUCAAACAGAAAAAAUCUGUUGUAUUGUUAUAAUUGAUGGGAUGGAAAAUUUUAUGAGAACUUAUAAGAAUCAAUGUGACUAUUUUAAGCAAUUUUUUGAUCAAGAUCUUAUUAAAGAUUUUUUUCAUGUAGAAGAUUUAAGAGAUUGCAAAGUUAAUGGAGGGAAUUCUGACGAUGAUCUGCUCCAUUGUUUCAUGAAAAAUGCUAUUUUUGAUAAUUCAAAUAUAAAACUUCAAAUGGUUUUUGCAAUAAAACAAGAGCGCAGCUUGAAGCUAAACACCCAUUUAUGAUUCUUUGGAGGAUUCUGCCAGAUGAUUAACCCAGGCUAUGUUAUGUUGCUAGAAGCAGGGACAAGGCCUAUGCCUAAAGCGCUAUUUUAUUUAUAUGAAGCUUUAAGAAUUGAUGACCAUUUAGCAGGCUGUUGUGGAGAGCUUAAAGUUGAAGAUAAAACCUACUGAAACCUCGCCUUAGGAGCCCAAGCUGCUGAAUAUAAAUUUAACCAUAUUUUUAACAAAUCUUUUGAGAGUUUAACAGGCUAUGUUUCCGAAAUGCCUAGUUCUUUUAGUGCUUAUCAAUGAAACGCUCUCCAAGGCGACCCUCUUUGAAAAUACUAUUUCAAGCCUUUUACCCAGCCUGAAAAAAUGACUCCAUACCAAGCAAGUAUUUAUUCUUAUGAAAGCGAAGUUUUGACUCUUGCACUUGUGGCUAAACAUAAGUGCAAUUAUACAUUAAGGUAUGUUAAAAGGGCUACAGCAAAAACUACAGUCCCUACGUCAAUUAUUGAUCUUAUGAUACAAAGAAGAUGCUGGAUUAAUUGGAGAUGGCACUUAUUGGUUGAUCUAUUCAAAACUUUUGACUUGAUUUCUAAGUCAAAACAUGAAGGCUUUAGAUCGUUAGCACUUAGAUUUAAAGUUCUUGUGUACUUUUUAGAUACUUUAUGUAUAUGGUUUUCUGUGGCUGGGCUAUAUAUGGCAUUUGCAUAUUGUCUUAGGCAAACUUAUAGAGAUGAAUCAAGAGAAAGUAAUAUAUAUGGAUGAGGAAAUUAUGUUAUAUUGCUUUACAUUUUUCAAAUAAUUGUGAUUUUUUCACUGUCGUUGUCUGCAAGCAUUGAUAGACUGAAAGGAGAGUUUAAAAUAUUAUCAUCAAUACAAGGAGCUUUUAUAAUAUUUUUCAUUUCUCUGCAAAUAAAAAUAAUUUUGAAUGGAGAUCCAUACACUGAGUGAAAAAUAGGGUUUACACUGAUAAUACUUGCAGGGGUGCUGCUUAAUGUAAUAUUGCAUUGCUCGGUUUUUGAGAUCGCCAAAGGUAUAGCACAUUUAACAUUCCUUAGUAGCUCCAGAAGAAAUAAAAUGGUGAUGUUGAUGGAAAUUAGUUUCAGAAGCGGGCUUCUUAUGGAGCUGGUAGGACCCAUACUGAUAGAGCUGAAAAUAGUCCUUCUGUCUCUUUUUGAGUAGGUUUUCAGCUUGAAGAUACCUUGCCGAAAAGGAAAGUUUUGCUUCUACCCCAAAGGUUUUAUGGCCCUGCCAGAUGGGCUAGACAGGCUUACCUGCCAUAUGGUCUUAUCUCAUCUGAACCAUUCACAAACGAUUGCUCUGCUCAAGAGAGCUAAUCCCUGGACAGGUGGCACCAAAAGUUAAAUUUAAAAUUAAGGCCAUAAGCUGAUAGAGCACUAGCCAUCUAUCAGGCUUAAACCUACCUAAACUACAGAAUAACUCCCUAGGUUAGAGCCACCUCUUUGAAUGCUCAAUUAGCUCUGAUAAGCAAAUACUAAGUAGGAGGCAAAGCCUGUCUAGCAUAAUGGCAGGACAGGGAAAACCUUCGGAGGAGAAACAAAGCUUCCAUCUUCGACAAGCAUUUCCAAGCCCGAAGGCCGACUUCAAAAAGCGACAGAGAUACUAUUUCCAACGUCAUCGGGAUGAACCCUACUAAUUAGUAGGGAGUGUUUAUCGGAUUCAUCUUCCGUCGAAAUCAACAUUUUAUUUCUGUCGGAAAUCCAAAAGGGCGACCUUUAAUUGGUGGCGGCUAGUGGUGAGAUCCACUCACGGCCAGCAUAAUCCUUUUUACUAAUUAGCAGCUCCUACAUAAAUAUAUUUUUAAUAAAUGCAAUUUGCAAUACUCAAGAAAAUUCAUUAGUCCCUAUAAACUUAAAAAUUGACGAAGAGCAAGCUUCUGAUUAUUUUAUGUACCGAACCAAAUGCACAUUAGUAUGGGCUUUAAGCAAUGCUACUCUGGCAUAUUUUUUAAACCUAUUUGAUCUACAGCAUAACACUGAAGAAUAUUGAUUAUUGUAUUUAAUGGGUAUAAUUGGUGCAGUUUUAUUAGCUGUGCGAAUUCUUGCAGCAUUUAUUUAUAUUUUAAAUGAAUAUUUUACAAGCUGUUUCUGUAAAAAAAAUAUAAGUAUUGAUGAAAAUUAUCGUCCAAUCCAAGUUAAAAGAGUAAGAUACUCGAAAAAAAAUCCAGAACGUAUUGAAAAAGACAUUAUUAUAGAUGAAAUUGGUUUUAAUCCUGAAAGAAUUUGUAAUGAUAAAGAUCAAGAAUAUAUCAUGAAAUUGAACAACCUUAAUGCUGGGAAAUUUUCUUUAAGUACAAGCAAAGCACAAGAGUUGUCUUUAUUGGAUGAAAGCUAUAAAAGAUAUGGGGACAUUAAUGGGGAUUAUAUAAGGUCUAUUAGAAGAAGAAAAGGGCUGAGCGUUAAUCAAGUAUCAAAAAUAACAAAAAUUGAUAAAUAUAGGCUGAAAAUUAUUGAAAAUAACAUCGAUAAGCCUACUCCUGAAGAAGCAGCAAUUUUAAGGUACUAUAUUAAUAAUGAAAAUACUCAAGAGCCAUAA